UAUUCAUGGUCUCGUGAGGUUGCCAGUGGAUACCGAGUGGUUUGUAAACUUUGUUGCUAAGUAACACCAAAAGUUGGAUAGAAAACGCUUGGCAGUGUUUAAACUUCUUCCUAGCACAAGAGAAAUAAACAAACAAACGUUACCUGCCAUGUAGAACUGUCUUUAAACGUGUUUAAUUAAAAUAAACGUUUAAAAUGUCAGUAGCUUCUGCGUCUGUUGUGCAGUACGGACGAAGAAAAGGGUCAACUAGAAAAGUUAACUCAGCAGAGGUGAACACUAAGCCAAAUUCACCUGUAGACCUGCGCAGAGUGACUGUGUUGCCCACAUCAGAAUGGAGACGUAUCCAGGAUAGUGUGAAUCGUGUGAACAAACAACAUGAACGUCUCAUUGCAGCUGCAAGAGAACGUGAAGCCAUGCACCUGCGCUCCAAAGAAGUUGUCAAAACCUGGCCUAACACCAUUGCUGGACAACGGCAAAAGAAACUGGAGGCAAAGAAAAUUAGAGAGGACAUUGAAGAGGAGGAGAAAAAGAUAAUGGACUUGGAGGAAGCAAAGUUUCAAGAACUGAAAAGAAAGGAAGCAAUAGAGAGAGCAAAAACCCUGCAGUACUAUCAGAUUGACAGAGUGAAAAGAUUUCAUAGUGCCCUGUUGAUGUCUGAAGUCCUAAAGGAGAGGGAGGCCCAGAUUGAUCUGAAGAAAAGAAAAGAAAUUGCCUCUAAACAUGUAGAUAGAGAGAUCUUGGCCAUGAUUGCACACAAAGAUGCGCUAGCUUUACAGCAGGAGUGGCAGAAAGAAAUGGAGAGGAAGCAGAAGUGUCUGGCUGUUGCUGAGAGUUUGAAACAACAGAUUAAGAAGCAUGAGCAGGCAAGAGAGGAGGAGAUAAUGAAACAGAGGAAAGAGGCAGAGGAACUUGAGCAGUUCCAAGAGCUCUAUAAAAAGGAACAAACCACAUAUGAGCAGAAGAAGCAAGAGGAGAAGAGAAACAUCAUGAAGACUUAUCAAGAACAUCUUACUAACAAGAAAAUCACCCAAGCAGCUGAGGCUAAGAAACAAGAGUUGGAAGAAGAGAGACAAAAUCUUUUUGUAAAGGCUAAAGGAAAGAUGAUGAAACUAAGGAAAGAAAAAGAGGCAGAGAUGUUCAGAGAGGUUCAGAGACACAGGGAAGCCCUUGUUGGCAAACUGGCAGCAUAUCACCAAGAGCAAACCACCAAUGAGGAAGAGCUGAUCUCCAAGGCAGCUGCAGAAGCUCUGGCCAAGCAGGAUAAACAACAGCGUGAGAAGGAAGAGAAGAAGGCAGCCAUGUUGAGGAGCAUUGAUGAACACAGAGAAGCAGUGCAAAAAGAGCUGAAGUUCAAGAAGCAAGAGGAGAAACAGAAUGCUACUGAGAUGCUUAAUGCAAAGAAAGCAUCAGACAUCAUUUUCCUUCAAAAGCAGCACAUCAAAGCCCAGAAAAUGAAAGAGGCAGCCAAAAUGCUACAAGACACUCAUGUCCAUCAGAUGGCUGAGAAACACACACAGGAGCAGCUCAUGAAAAACCACGAGCAGGAAUUUGAGAUGAGGAAUGCAGAGCUCAUUGCAGAGCAAGAGAAAGAAUUUCAGACGUAUACCAAGGAUGUGAUUCAGAAAGCUAGCGAGGCUCAGAGAAACACCUCCCUGCUGCACAAGGCCUCAAAGAAGGGCAUUGGUGGAGGACUUGGUCCUGUGUUUGGAGGUGUUAGACCGAGUUAUCUAGUUCAGGAUCUAUCAGGGGUUCAGCUUCCCAGUUAUGUGCGCAGUAGUACUCAGGGCAUAAAGGAACUGAAUGAGACUACUGACAUUCAGAAGUCUAAUAAACGGCUGGGAUUUACUUGGAUAUCGUGAGCAGUAUUGCUGACUUCAUGGAAAAUAAACAUAACUUUCAGAUGAA
Molecule: messenger RNA, 1905 nt
Organism: Tachysurus vachellii
Lineage: Eukaryota; Metazoa; Chordata; Actinopteri; Siluriformes; Bagridae
Gene: cfap210
Product: cilia and flagella associated protein 210
Exons: 9
Coding region: 195-1859 (554 amino acids)
Source: RefSeq, a predicted model, not a curated record